Trichomonas vaginalis G3 is the source of this 399-nucleotide messenger RNA. RefSeq lists its product as uncharacterized. The record is from RefSeq and is a predicted model, not a curated record. The annotation marks the transcript as partial. The transcript has a single exon. Lineage: Eukaryota; Parabasalia; Trichomonadida; Trichomonadidae.
AUAGAAAACAAGCUUGAAGCAAAAGACAAAAGCCUUCAGAAAAGAAUACCACGUUCGGUACCAAAAGGAAAGGAAAAGAACUAUAAGUAUAUGAUUUAUACUGAAGAGAUGGAAAAUGAAGAAGACAGAGAUAUGGUUAUGUUGCAUUUAGUCAGAAGAAACAACAAAAGCUUUUACGACCUUGCUAAGAUUUACAAAUCUGACAGAAAUUGGUUCUAUCGCGAAAACUUACCGAUUUCAAUGACACCAAAUGAAGAUGUGAAACAAAUAGUUCAAGAUACGUUACCUCAAACACACUAUGAUAUUAAAGGUUGUACAAUACUUACCUUCAAAGAAGAUUUGUCAUUGUUAAAGGAAAAAAUAACAGAGUAUUUUGACAACUUCAAACAAGUAGAGUAA